Diuraphis noxia (Russian wheat aphid) is the source of this 2718-nucleotide messenger RNA. RefSeq names its product proximal sequence element A Pbp95 (gene Pbp95). The record is from RefSeq and is a predicted model, not a curated record. NCBI's taxonomy places the organism in Eukaryota, Metazoa, Arthropoda, Insecta, Hemiptera, Aphididae. Gene Ontology annotation, cellular component: snRNA-activating protein complex. Gene Ontology annotation, biological process: snRNA transcription by RNA polymerase III; snRNA transcription by RNA polymerase II. Gene Ontology annotation, molecular function: RNA polymerase III type 3 promoter sequence-specific DNA binding; RNA polymerase II cis-regulatory region sequence-specific DNA binding.
CUUCAAAAAACUGAAAUCGUUUAUUAUAUUAUUUUGUGGUUCUACUUAACACAAACACAGUAAGAUUUAAUUGAAAAUAAAUAAACUAAAAUGGAUGCGUAUGGUAAUUCAAUACCAGGAACAUCAAAAGAAUUUGCAAAUAUAGAAACUACUGAAUUAAUUUCUACUUAUGACUUUGAUUGGUUGGAAAAAGAGUUCAAAGAUGAUGACACCAAUGAAGAUGUUAAAGUUCCUACAAGUAUAGUUCAAAGUUUGAAUAAAAAUGAUAAUUAUAAAUUAGGCCAAAUCAAAACAAAUCCAAAUAUUCAAGAUUUUUUUGAAGAAAUUAAUUGUAUAGAUUUUAGUCAAAAUAUUGUACAGAGUAAAUAUACUCUUGCAGAAUUAUUAGAACAGUGUAACAAAUUUAUUGAUAUUUUAGGCCGUAAUAUAGUUUGUUUAGAAGAAAUGACAAAUGAAAUUAAUAGAAAUAUUGAAGUUUCAAAAAGAAAUGCAACCAAGGCUUUUAAUUGUACUAAGUUUGAAAAAAAGGCCAUGUCUAAGAUUACAAUGAAACAGUUAAAAAUAAAAGCACAUUUGGCGAAUUUUUUUAAAAUUGGUUUAUCAAACUGCCCACGGAAUCCUCAUUUAAGUGAGUUAUAUGAAAGUGGUAGAUUAAUAUUGUCUUGCAAUGGUCGUUUUAUACUUGAAGAAUGUGUUGAAAGAAAUCAAUGGAAUCAAGAGUUUAAAAAUAAAUUAGAAAAAGCAAUUCAUGCUGAAAUAUUAAAUAAAAUAAAAAUUCCUAUGCUAGAACAGCAUUUACGUCUUGGUGUAGAUAGAGAUAAACAAAGUGAUCUAAAUAUAAAACAUAAAAUUGAAAUUGAAAUGAAAGAUCUAGAAAAAGAAAUGGAUAUUAUAACAAAAACCCCAUUUAAGCAGUUAGUCUUUCAGUUUAUGGACUCAGACUCRAAGUAUGAUUGGUUACACAUUGCAAAAGUAGUUGAUAAACCUGAUUUACAAUGUCAAAGGUUUUGGAAUUUAAUUUUAAAACCUCAUAUAUCAAGAGCUAAAUGGACUAAAAAUGAAGAUGAUCUUUUACUUAGAAUUGUUGCAAAAAAUGAUGAAAGAAAUUGGCAAAAAAUAACUGAUGAAAUGGAUACUAACCGGAAUGAGUUACAAUGUUUUGUUCAUUAUCAAAAAUAUAAGAAAAUGAUUCACAAAAAAGGUAAAUGGUCAAAACAAGAAGAUCAGAAGCUUAUAGAGGUAAUUAAAGAAAAUUCCAUAGAUACUAUAAUCAAUUGGCAAAGAGUGUAUUUUGCUAUGCAAGACUAUGGAAGAUCUGUUGAUCAAAUUUAUGCAAGAUGGAUGCAUAGUUUAAAACCAGGCAUUAAGAAAGGAUUUUUAAGUGAUGGAGAAAAAUAUAUUAUUAAAAAUUCUAAAAUCAAAAAUAUACCCCCAUCUAUAGUAUCAAUGAAUCUGACUAAUCGUACACCUGCACAAGUUCGUAAUGCUUAUCGUAGAAUUGUGCUAUAUGAUGAAGAUAUUUAUAGGGGUGGUUGGACAGUUGACGAAGAUAAAAUGUUACUAAAUGCUGUUAAUUCACAUACACCUAAUGAAUUUACUUGGAAACAAGUAUCUCAACARGUACCCGGACGUAAUGCAGAACAAUGCCGCCAUAGGUUCAAUUUAAUUGAUAAAAAAUUAAGACAUAAUCCAAAAUUGACCAUUGACAACAUUCCACGCCCAUCACGACCUUUCAAACCUAAACAAAUACAGUUUUUUCCAGAAGAUGAUUUAAAUGAAAGAGGUUUACAUGAAAAAUUUAAACACAAUCGCCAAUUGCUUAAAACAUCUAAUGUACCGAUAGAAACAGAUGCUGAUCGUAAGUUGAAGAAAUCAUAUUUGGAAAAUAAGUUUGUUAUUGCGAAUUGUAAUUUGUCAAGUAAAUGUGAUCUCUACAGACAUGUACUWGAUUACUUAGGAGCUAAGUUGGUUGUACCUGAAACUUUUGCUCAUAUGGAUGAUUUGAUUGAUAAUGGACUUAUGAGUAUGAUGACUUAUAUAUCAGAGUGUUCCAUUGARCUAAUUACAUUAGAUUCAAGUAAUGAACAUAAUUUGUGCGACCCAUUAUUGACCUAUGAAGGAGUUCACAAUGUUUUAAGAACAAGUGAUAUUACUAAUUCCGAUAUAAGUGAAAUAGAAGGCUUGGUAGAUAUAAGAAUAAGAAAUAUUCAAAAGAAACAACCAAAUGAAGGUAUCAAUACUGAGAAUUCUAUGAAAAAUAAAAAAGAUCCACUAUUACCAUUAAACUUCAUUGGUUCUGUACCACCAAAUCAUGAGACAUUUAAAAUGUUGUAUACAUAUACAAAUGCUCUAAAUUCAAGUAUGAAAAUUGAUUACUUUAAAGAUUCCAAUAUGCAUUUUGAUUGGGAUGAUGAAGAAUCUAAGAAAUUACAUAAACGUCUUGUGGCUAUUUUAAGAUUGCCAGCAUUAUUUUCUAGUUUGAUACCGUAUAAUACAGCAAAUAUAAAUAUGAUUGUAAAUACUGAAGAGGUUAAUGAUGUUAAUAUGGUACAGCUUUCAAAUUAUUCUAAAAUUCAUUAUUCUCAUACUAAAAAUAAAAAAUCCAAUUUUUCUUUAAAAAAUGUUUUAUAAGAGUUAUGUUCUUUGAUUUCAUUAGAUUUAAUACAAUAUUAGUGAUUACAAGUAUAUGGCUAAAUUUCUAUGAUAUGACUUAUAAAA